This is a messenger RNA of Drosophila subpulchrella, 9180 nucleotides long. RefSeq names its product eye-specific diacylglycerol kinase (gene rdgA). The coding region runs from base 1156 to 5559 and encodes 1467 amino acids. Gene Ontology annotation, molecular function: ATP-dependent diacylglycerol kinase activity; protein binding. NCBI's taxonomy places the organism in Eukaryota, Metazoa, Arthropoda, Insecta, Diptera, Drosophilidae. Gene Ontology annotation, biological process: intracellular signal transduction; lipid phosphorylation; diacylglycerol metabolic process. The record is from RefSeq and is a predicted model, not a curated record. The transcript has 16 exons.
GAGGCGCGUUGUGCUAGAAAAAUACCUCAUAUAGAUAGCAGAACAGCCCCAAGCAGACCGAACAUUUCAAACAAAAAUACAAAACUCUCUGGAACUCAAGUUCUUCAACUCAGCAUCGCAUCGCAUCGCAUCGCAUCGCAACGCAUCGCCCAAAACAAAAACAUCCCAUACCAAAACCAAAAGUUACAAAAACAUACUGAAAAAACUCACAAUAUACUACAAAUAUAAAAUAACUCUUUUUUUGAUUGUGCUUCUAAGUGUUGUGCUAAAACUAUAUUAACUUGUAUAAAUAUAUAUAUAUAUUUAAAAGUAUUCAAAGAUAUUCAAAAGUAUUUAACUUAUAUUUUUAAAAUAUCAACCUAAAAGUUAAGAAGCAAGAAACUCAUAACUAAAAGUUAAAAAACCAAAGCAGACAAUAUUCAGAACAAGUAUAUUUCAAGUUUUCGUGCGUUUUUGAAUCCUAACUGUUAACGUGUAAACGCACAAAAAUGUGCACGAAAUUUUCAUUGGACUCGAACGACUGAAAAGUGCGUUCCAUUGAAAAGAAAAACUGAAUGCGAAACGUGCGAAACUUUUGAUUAAUUAAAAGUAAAACAAAAAGCCGAGAGCCAACCAACAACUGACUUCUGGCGUACCACAAAAAAAAAACACACAACGAGAGUCCUGAAACUCACCCAUCAGCAGAAAAAAAACUUCUCCUCCAGGAAGCUAAGCAUAAAAAAAAAACUCACCCAUCAACAGAAAAAAACUUCUCCUCCAGGAAGCUAAGCAUAAAAAAAAAAAAAAAAACCAGAUAGAAAAAAAAAAAACUUUGACAGAACAUUAACAUCGAAAUGGAAUUGGCCAUCAGAUUUGUCAAUCCGCAGUUAGCUCGCAACAACUACAACUACAACAGCAACAUUCACACCAGCAAUAGCCAACAACUAAUCACCAGCAGUAACUACAACAGCAACAAUUGCAACAUCAACAAUUGCAACAUCAGCUACAACGACGAGAACAUCAAUCCCAACAUCAAUAGUGACAACAAUAUAACAACGAUUAGACCAGCACAAAGUGCAACAACCACCGGCAACAACCAAUCAGCAGCAGCAGCAACAGCAGCAGCAGCAGCACUUACUUGCAACAACAACUUUGGAUCGGCAACAACUAAGCGAAAUGCAGCAGCAACAUCAACCAUCCAUCGAUCAGCUGACCGAGCCCAUUGCUUCGACCAGCGCUGCGGCAGCAAUUAGACAGGCGGCUGCAACAGCAACACCAGCAACAACAUCGUCAACAAGCACCAACUUCCACCAGCAACUGCAAGCAACAACAGCAGCAACCAUGCAACGUCUGCGUACAACAUUCACGCGAUCGCGCACUCCCACAGGUGCCGAGAUGAAGAUGCAGAACAGCCUAGAGGUGCCCAAGCAGGUGCGCUCAGCAUCCUUCGACGAGAUGCAACUGGAGUCGCAACGGGCCUCCUCCAGCCUGCUCAAGCAGCAAUCCUCAUCUUCGGCUUCGGCAGACGAACGCUCCUCGGAAGCCGGCUUCUUGCAGGUUCCCUUGGCGGCCCACCAACAGCGAUCCCAUAGCUUCGACUCGGCAACUGCCUCGGGAGGCAGCGAUGAUUCCGGCACCUUUUUGGAGGUGCCAAGGCGGCUUAAGGUUCGCCGCACUUCGUCCACCAAGACACCGCCGCCGUGCAUCCAUUGUCACUAUCUAGAGGAGUACGAGCGCCGGAUGACGGCCGACCAGCGCUACUUUAUCGAUCAUCGCGAGCUGACGGCCCUCAGCUACAGCAACACCAGCUCGGAGGCCAGCGAGGACGAGGACGAGGAGGAGGAAGAAGGGGAGGGUAGUACGGCCAUUGAGGAUGCCGAGGAGGAGAUCACCGAGGCGGCCAACGAGGAGGCGGACGAAGAUCCCCGCACCGAGGUGGAGUCCGAGCACGAUCACGAUCCGGAUGAUGAUGCCGCUCUCGAGAUGGACAUACGCAUUGGCAACAUGAGCAGCCAGGGGAGCAGCAUCGAGGAGUCGCGUGCCCGUCUGCCACGCCAAAUGAGACGCCACACCAUCGGCAGCAGCUCGGUGACCUCGGCCUCCGAGGAUGAGGGCUUGGAGGGAUCGGACAAUGGAUCGCCCCACUUUGGCAACACCUUGUUGCCACCACAGCCGGCCACACCGUGCGGCAUAACCUUUACGCUGAGUCCAACCAACGGGGAUUAUCCAUCACCACCGCAUCUCCCACUGGAUCCGGGCUCGCCGCCCAUGUCACCAUGCUCCUCCCACUCGGGACGAAUGCCAGCUCUGGCCCCGAUCAUUUCGACACCAUGUUCCUCCGCCGAUGCUGAGGAUGCCGGGGCCGCCAUGGGUCUACCGGUGCGGGCCAGACGUCGAUCGAUUUCGCGACAGGAGGCGAUCUUUGUGGAGCCCACCGGCAACUCACUGGAGAAUGUCUCGCACGAGGAGGUGGACAACAGCAACACCAACACCAAGUCAUCGGUGGAUACGGCUGAUUCGCUGGAAGAGGCUUCGACCAUGGCCACUUGCGGAUCCCCAGGAGCCGUUGGUGGGGUAGGAGCAUCAUCCUCGAGUCAUCAUAACGCCUUCGUGGUGCGGGAUAUCUAUCUAAUGGUGCCGGACUUGAAGCGAGAUCGCGCCGCUUCCGUGGAUUCAUGCUUCUCCAAGCUGUCGUCGAACGCCAAAACGGAGGAGCUGCAGCCUAGUGCCGACGGGUGCUUCCUGACUGUGCCGAACAUCAAUGCCACCAGGUCGCGAUCCGUGGACAUCGUUCUACCAACCGACGAGCAGGCCAGGUACAAGGCCUUGUCCAUGACCGGAUCCACCGUCACUUACGCAGAUGGGCGUACCGCUUCCGCCAGCAAUUCCCGGCGACCCAUUAGGAUUGUGCCCGACUGGACUGAGAAUGCGGUGCAGGGCGAGCACUACUGGAAGCCCACCUCGGCCUCCGGCGAUCUUUGCUGCCUGAACGAGGAGUGCAUUAAAAGCGGUCAGCGGAUGAAGUGCUCCGCCUGCCAGCUGGUUGCGCACCACAACUGCAUUCCGUUCGUGAACGAGAAGAGCACCCUGGCCUGCAAACCGACCUACCGGGACGUGGGCAUCCGGCAGUACCGGGAGCAGACCACCACCCACCACCACUGGGUGCACCGCAAGCUGGAGAAGGGCAAGUGCAAGCAGUGCGGCAAGUUCUUUCCUAUGAAGCAGGCGGUGCAAAGCAAGCUUUUUGGGUCGAAGGAGAUUGUGGCGUUGGCCUGUGCCUGGUGCCACGAGGUCUACCACAACAAGGAGGCCUGUUUUAACCAGUCCAAAAUCGGCGAGGAGUGCCGUCUGGGCAACUAUGCGCCCAUCAUUGUGCCGCCUUCGUGGAUUGUAAAGCUGCCGACCAAGGGCAACUUCAAGUCCUCGAUACGCGUGAGCAACAAGAACAAUGCCGCCUCCGGGUCAGGGGGCGGGGCAGGUGGCUCCGGGGGCGGUGGGGCUGGAGGCGGAGGCGGGGGCGGAGGCAAGAGCAAGAAGCAGACGCAGCGCCGCCAGAAGGGCAAGGAGGAAAAGAAGGAGCCGCGGGCGUUCAUUGUGAAGCCCAUUCCGUCGCCGGAGGUAAUCCCGGUCAUUGUGUUUAUUAAUCCGAAGUCAGGCGGCAAUCAGGGCCACAAGCUGUUGGGCAAGUUCCAGCAUCUGCUCAAUCCGCGCCAGGUGUUCGAUCUUACGCAGGGCGGCCCAAAAAUGGGCCUGGACAUGUUCCGGAAGGCGCCCAAUUUGAGGGUUCUGGCGUGCGGAGGCGACGGCACCGUCGGCUGGGUCCUUUCCGUCCUGGACCAGAUCCAACCGCCACUCCAACCAGUUCCGGCAGUCGGUGUCCUUCCUUUGGGCACCGGAAAUGAUCUCGCCCGCGCCCUCGGAUGGGGAGGGUCUAUUUUCUUUCAGGGCUACACGGACGAGCCGAUCGGGAAGGUGCUGAGGGAGAUCGGGAUGUCGCAGUGCGUGCUUAUGGACCGCUGGCGGGUGAAGGUCACGCCCAACGAGGAUGUCACCGAUGACCAUGUGGACCGCAGCAAGCCGAACGUCCCCUUGAACGUCAUCAACAACUACUUCUCCUUCGGCGUGGAUGCCCACAUCGCCCUGGAGUUCCACGAGGCGCGGGAGGCCCAUCCGGAGCGCUUCAACUCGCGGCUGCGCAACAAGAUGUACUACGGCCAGAUGGGCGGCAAGGAUCUGAUCCUGCGACAGUACCGCAACCUCUCCCAGUGGGUCACACUCGAGUGCGACGGCCAGGACUUCACCGGAAAGCUCCGCGACGCCGGCUGCCAUGCCGUCCUCUUCCUCAACAUUCCCAGCUAUGGCGGCGGCACCCACCCAUGGAACGACUCCUUCGGCGCCUCGAAGCCCUCGAUCGACGACGGCCUAAUGGAGGUGGUCGGACUGACCACCUACCAGCUGCCCAUGCUGCAGGCCGGGAUGCACGGCACCUGCAUCUGCCAGUGCCGGAAGGCCCGGAUCAUCACCAAGCGGACCAUUCCGAUGCAGGUGGACGGGGAGGCCUGCCGCGUGAAGCCGUCGGUGAUCGAGAUCGAGUUGCUCAACAAGGCGCUGAUGCUGUCCAAAAGGAAGCACGGACGUGGCGAUGUUCAGGUAAACCCCCUAGAGAAAAUGCAGCUGAACAUCUUGCGCGUCACAAUGCAACAGUACGAGCAGUACCAUUAUGACAAAGAGAUGCUCCGCAAACUGGCCAACAAACUUGGCCAAAUCGAAAUCGAAUCCCAGUGCGAUCUGGAGCAUGUGCGCAACAUGCUCAAUACCAAGUUCGAGGAAUCCAUCUCCUAUCCGAAAGUCUCCCAGGACUGGUGCUUCAUCGACUCCUGCACCGCGGAGCACUACUUCCGCAUCGACCGUGCCCAGGAGCACCUGCACUACAUCUGCGACAUCGCCAUCGACGAGCUGUACAUCCUGGACCACGAGGCGGCCACCAUGCCGCAGACGCCCGACCAGGAGCGCUCCUUCGCGGCCUUCUCGCAGCGGCAGGCGCAGAACGAGAGGCGCCAACUGGACCAGGCCCAGGGCCACGGCCCGGGUAGCACCGAUGAGGAUUUGCAAAUUGGCUCCAAGCCCAUUAAAGUGAUGAAGUGGAAGAGCCCUAUACUGGAGCAAACUUCCGAUGCCAUACUACUAGCAGCCCAGAGCGGCGAUCUCAAUAUGUUACGUGCACUACAUGAACAAGGAUACUCACUACAGUCAGUGAACAAGAACGGACAGACGGCGUUGCACUUCGCCUGCAAAUACAACCACAGGGACAUUGUCAAAUAUAUUAUCGCGAGCGCCACACGACGUCUCAUCAACAUGGCCGACAAGGAGCUUGGACAGACAGCGCUCCACAUUGCCGCCGAGCAGAACCGUCGCGACAUCUGCGUGAUGCUGGUGGCCGCUGGCGCUCAUCUGGACAGCAUGGACUCCGGCGGAAACACGCCCAUGAUGGUGGCCUUCAACAAGAACGCCAACGAGAUAGCCACGUAUUUGGAAAGUAAGCAGGGGACGCAGCCCGUCGACGGCUGGUUUGACGACUAGACGACUGUAGAAUCGCCGCGGGCCCCCUCCAAGUAGAGCAAUCGCUAGACAAGCUUACGCCGUGGGGCUAACUCACGACAAAACCAGACAAAACAAAACCAAACCAAGCAGUGAAACAAAAUUGAUAACCACAAAUACCAGAAUAUCCAUCAGUAAAUCAGUAAUCCAAAAUAAGAACGUAAUUUUAACAUUGCAUAUUUCUCCUUUCUAUGCCAACAAAAACAACCAAAAUGGACAAUGUAUUGUAUAAAAUGCAAUCUAACUAAAAAAAAUCGAACGUUAUCGAUAUCGAAACUGAAAUCGAAAUCGAAAUCGAUAACGAAAUCAACUCAACAUUCCACAAACUCACAUCGGGUUUCCGGUUCCGGUUUCGCUUAGGUCAAGAGCGUUUUAUGCAUCUGGAGGUGCAGACCCGGAUCUAAGUGGAGCAUUCAGCGGAGGCACUCAUCCUACAACAAACAUACAUACAUAAUAAUAAUCAUAAUAACGAUAAUGGCUUUUUUUUGGCAAUUUUUUUUUUGUGUUAGCAUGUACGAGAGAUAUCUAAUUUAAACUAAGCAAAGAAAAUACAUACACAAAAGAACACUCAACACAUUUAGCGCUUAAGAGGACAAUGGUAUGGAAUAAUAACUUAAUUUAUUGUAAAAAAAAGCUAGCGAAACGAAAGGCAACAUUUGUCCGGAAAAAAUUUCAAUUUUUAAUUACCUUACGACAGAACGAACAAAAAAAAUGUUAUUAUUAAAAUGCGGCAAUUGCAAAAGAAAUUCAAAAAUUUAUUUGUUUCUCUUACCGAUUGAUUAACGAUUAAUGAUUAUAUUGUGAUAUCUAAAUUAAUUAAUGUAUUGGACUAGAGAGCGAGAACGAGAGCAAAUAGAAAUUGAUAUUAGCAGAGGGCUUUUGCUGUACUACCAACUAAGCAAAAAAAAAAAGUUGAAAAAAUGAAACAAACAAAAAAACACACACACAGAGACACACUAAGCAAAUAUAUAGCCUAUAUAUUUAAUUAUAUAUUUAAUUCUACCAUAUGUACUUCUUUUGGAAUUCAAUCUAGGCUAAGUGAGAACUUGAAUACUCUUGUCGAAACAAAAAAAAAAAAAGAAAAGAAAGAAAAUGGCAGAGCAGCAGCACGAUUAGAAGAGAGACGCACUAUGCCCUAAGCGGCUAAUGCUAUCUCGCUCAGACACAGACAAACACACACACACACACAUACACAGUCCCGAUGCACAGACUAGGAUGCACAACCCCCAUAGAUAUACCACCCACUUCCACCUCACCCACACCCUCACCCCAAAGAACCCUCAGCGUUUCAAACCGAAAGACUUGGGCCUAUCAAUGGCGUCCCCCCCCAAAAAAACGAGGUCACCUGCCCUCAAAGAACAAAAACUAGACGUUAGGGCAGGGCAGGGACCCACAAAGACUAUCUUUACUAUCCUAUAUAUACUAUAUUCCGUACUCUUUACUCUUUAAUUUUAAACCCUCGUAACACAAAGGAACAAUGAAACACACUCGUAAUAUAGACGCAUGCAUAUUUUAUCAAAUUAAGAGUAACUAUGGAAUACCACAAUAUUAUAUAUAGCCGUUAAUCGAACCAUAUACAUAUGUAUGCUAUGUACAGUAGAGGGCUACCUUUUCUUUAAUUAUUUUCUAUUCUUUCUUUUUGCUUAGAUUCAAAAUUCAAAAUUCCGAAUUAUAUAUAUAAUCACAUUGUCGAGUCAAUUACGUUUACCGCGACCCCAUUAGGAUUUUUCGGCUUAGCUAACUUUAACGAUUAUAGCGAUAAUAAGGAUAGGCGAUAAAUCUCUUUAUCGAUUGAUAAGGCAAGAGCGAGAACGAUAAAGUAUCGAUCACCUUUACGAGGCUUGGCCGAAUGCAGCCCUGUCCCCCCCGUCCAAUCGCAAUCGACUUUGUUCCUGGAAAACCAUGGCUCUGGCUUUCGGAAUAUCGGAUUGGGUUUGGACCCGUGGGGGCCAUCGCCAGCAUUCCACCCAUACCGCCCUAGGAGCCACUUCCGGUCUCGGAGGCGCGCUUCCGGCGUGGGUAAUCAUGUUUUGGAUUGCACACGAAGGAAAAUAGGAAAGGAACAAAAAUACAAAUAAAACAAUAAACGAUAGAAAAACAUAAAAAAGUUAAUUACACACAUCGUAGACUGUCGCAGAUGGUGUUGAAGUGUCUUGAAGUCUAACGAUUUUAGAUCCCGGCAUUGCGGGAUCUCGGGCAUGCAGCCUUUACGCCCCAUAAGACGUGCCACCCAUUGGGCAACCGGAAUCCAAAAUCGUAACACCAAUCUACACCGCCUGCGGCAACUAAUGAAUUCCUCAGCUGCGGUCUAAAAAGUGGUGGUGCCCUCUCGACAAUUAAAAAUUCAUUUUUUUUAAAAUAAUUUUAGUAUUAUAUUACCAUUAACUUGCAAAGUUUAAUUUUAUUUAUUUAAAUUAAAUCUUUAAAAUGUAUUUAUGAAUUUGUAAAUGUAAAUUUUUUAAGUACUAUUAGUAUAUUUUAGAGUUUGUCAUAUUUUUUUUAAAUACAUUUUUCUUUGUGUUGAUAAAAAUACUUCUUUUAGACAUUGAAAUUAGUUUUAAAAAAAGUUAUGUUCAGGAAUUUCUCUGUUUUUCCAUUACAUUUUUAAAACAGUUUUAGAUAAUUUAUUAUUUUUGGUAUUAAAUUGAUUUUCAAAAUUUGAAACACCACCAUAAAUACGGUCGCAGCUGGAAAUCCAUAUGCAGUAGAGCAGAGUUGAGUAAGGAAUAUUUAGCAAAUGACAAUCUAGAGAUUUUAUAGCAACUGAGCCGAGCAGAAGGCCGAUGAGAGUUUGCUAUCCCCCUAAACCAUUCACUAUGAACAGAAACUAUACGACACGAUCCUUCAAACAGUAAUCGAUAGGAAAUUGAAACUCUGAAACGUUUUGGUUAGUUUUCGCAACUUGCUAUAUACACAAAGCUUCAAAAUGAAAUUGUAGUUGAAGGAUUUAUGCGGGAAUAGGUUAGUGUUAAUCGAGGAGAGCGCUAUCUAUCGAUCUAGACGGGCUAAAUGCUAAAUGAUGAAUGGUGGAUGAUGAUGAUGAAUACUGAAUACAAAAUACUAAAUACUGAGGGCUAAAAUGCAGAAAAUGCUAGAAAAUGGCGGGCAAAGUGCUUUAAUGCACCGAUGCACAGCUGUUCGGAGAACAACCGGGUCCAAGCCAAAACUAUGGAUAUAUUUUCGUGCAUUUUGUAGAAGUUGAGUACCCACAAGACACUAAAACACAAGGACACACCUCACAGGACACCACACACAGAUACAAAACAGAGGACACUAAACAUUAAGUGGAGGCAAUUACUGCAUGAUGUGUAUAUAGAAACAACAUAGAUGCUAUAUAUAUAUAUAUACAGACAUACAUAUAUAGUAUAUAUAUUUUUUUCGAAUCGUUUAAGUGAAACUUUUGAACAAAAUAUGGAAAAUGAAACGCAAGUCUUAUGAAAUUCUAGCAAGUAAGGCAAACCAAAAUUGUAAAGGUCAAGAUACACAGAUAUGGACGGCGGAACGAUAUACCUAAAACAAUGCCUAACUGUACGAUAGUAAGCAUACUAUAUACAUAUAUAUAUUGAUAACGUAAUAAAGCGGAAUUUAUGUGUGUGCAAGUAA